UACUGGUUAGUUAAGGGCAUCUUCCAGACGAAGGCAGUCACCACUUCAGUGGUGUCCAGAAAUUCGUGAAUCAAGUAGCCAUUCGAUCGAAACCUUUACAUAUUUUUAAAUUCAUUUAAUAUUUCAACAUGGGAAGCUGCAAAGAAUUUGAAAUAGACGAGAUUUUGGCUAUCCAGAAGAGAGAAGAAAGCUUAAUAAAACUCAUGCAAGAAACUGGCUGCGAAAUAAUUCAAGAAAAUGGUCAACGGAAAUUCGGCGGUCCUCCUCCAAAUUGGGAAGGCCCUCCACCUCCUAAAGGGACUGAAAUAUUUGUGGGGAAAUUACCACGUGAUGUGUUCGAAGAUGAAUUGUAUCGAAUCUUCUCUACAAUCGGCCCCAUUUACGAGCUCCGUUUAAUGAUGGAUUUCAGCGGCUCAAAUCGUGGCUUUGCCUUCAUCCAAUUCGCUCACCGACAAGAUGCCAAUCGCGCGAUUCAGUUGAUGGACAACUAUGAAUUGAGACCAAGACACCACAUUGGCGUGGUCAAAUCGAUCGACAAUUGUCGCCUAUUUAUUGGAGGUAUACCUAAAACCAAAUCUCGCGAAGAAAUUCAGGGUGAAAUGGAAAGGCUGACCGAAGGCGUAACCAAAGUCAUCGUUUACAGUUCCAUCACAGAUAAAACUAAAAAUCGUGGUUUUGCGUUUGUCGAGUACAUUAAUCAUCGUGCAGCUUCCAAGGCCCGUAGAAAGUUGAUUCCCGACCGCAUUCAGUUGUGGGGUAAAGAGAUAGCUGUUGACUGGGCCGAACCGGAAAAUGAAAUCGAAGAAGACGUCAUGUCGCAAGUUACGGUCCUGUACGUCCGCAACUUGUCGCUGACAACAACAGAACAAGUUCUGCGUGAAUUAUUCAACCGUGUAUCAGACGACAAUGUGCAGAAGCUUAAAAUGAUGCGUGAUUUUGCAUUUAUUCAUUUUUCAUCCAGAGAAAAAGCUGAGAAAGCCAUGCGCAACAUGAAUCAUACGGAGAUCAAUGGCACGACGAUCGAAAUUACUUGGGCUAAACCAGUCAAGGAGAAAAAAGCGAUCAAAUCUAAGCCGCCAUCGAGAAAAACGUCUUCGGUUUCGAUGAACUCGGUCUCUUCUACUUCGUCGUACAGUCCUUGCAAACCGGCACCAAAGUUUGCUCUUUCCGCUCAGAACAACCGCAUAUUGUCAUCGCCGCCACCACGUCCGGUUCAGUGUCCCCCGGUCACUUUGCCACCGUGUACAAUGAUGCAACAAUUGCCGCAUCCGUUAUCCAAUCAGAUUCCAAACGUCUUUACUUUGCCUCCUCCAUUCCACGGUGGUUUUCAGUCAAGUCCAACUGGAUUUCCUUCGAAUUCGUCGACAUCAGUUUUCCCACAUCAAGGAAAUUUCAUGCAAGCCGCAACUAUUGACCUCAACGGAAAUCGUAACUACAACACUCAUGGCAUUAUGGCGGAUACCAACAACCGCAUGCGCAAAACUACUGAUCCGAUGAUGUUCACUAAUUUUGGACCACCGCUUCAUCCGCAACCGAACUGGAUGGCAGAGGAGCGUAGUCGUUCUGGAAUGCCUCGCGACUCACUUAAGUUCCCAAUCGAUGGCCUCAACGCUCAGUUCCACAAACUGGGCUGUAUUAACAACUUGAAUCGCGUGGGUUUUAAUGGAAACGUCAGUGUAAAUCCAUUCCAAAUCAUCUCACCUUUCCCGUCUCGUCCAAUGAUGCCGUAGAUAUCACACAUAUUUACUUAUGGUUAUCCGGGUAUGGAAUUUCCACCUGCCAAUGAGGCAUUUUCUCUUAUUAAUGUACUUCAUUCUCUUUUUUUAUUACUCCGUUUGAAGUUUCACACUGCAUUGAUAGUUUUCUCAGUGCAAAUCUGAUGCAUUUUAAUGUUCCCCCCUUACUCUUUGUCCCACAGAACCAAUCGCAAACUUCCACUUAAUUUAUUUAAUUUUUUAACGUAAAUUACCAUUAAUGCCAACCCUAAAUUAACAUUUUGAUUAAUAAGAAUAUUUACAAGGAUUUCUGAUUUACGUAGAUACUUAAAUACUGAAGGUUACCUUCUGUUUCAAUUUCAGAGCAAAUUUUUUAUAAAAAAAUAGCAUUAGAAAUAUUUAGAAGUUCAUCCAUGAACGAAAUAAAUGCUAAAUCUAAAAAUCAAACAAAUUCUUUAUAGUAUUUCAAAAUAAUUCCAAAACAAAUUAUUUUUAUUUUACUUCGAUUUGCGUUCAAAUGGAUUUUAAUAAUUUUGCGAGUCUUCAAUGGGUUCUGUGGGUUGCAUCAUUUUUCCUCAACUGUUGAUUAUUGUUCUGUAUCACUUUCAAUGUUUGC
Daphnia pulicaria is the source of this 2331-nucleotide messenger RNA. RefSeq names its product probable RNA-binding protein 46. Lineage: Eukaryota; Metazoa; Arthropoda; Branchiopoda; Diplostraca; Daphniidae. The record is from RefSeq and is a predicted model, not a curated record. Bases 129 to 1730 code for a protein of 533 amino acids. The transcript is spliced from 10 exons. Gene Ontology annotation, molecular function: mRNA binding. Gene Ontology annotation, cellular component: nucleus.